This is a messenger RNA of Fonsecaea multimorphosa CBS 102226, 1146 nucleotides long. RefSeq lists its product as uncharacterized. Bases 1 to 1146 code for a protein of 381 amino acids. The record is from RefSeq and is a predicted model, not a curated record. Gene Ontology annotation, molecular function: oxidoreductase activity; FMN binding. Lineage: Eukaryota; Fungi; Ascomycota; Eurotiomycetes; Chaetothyriales; Herpotrichiellaceae. The transcript is spliced from 2 exons.
AUGGCUGGGGGAGGACCAGUUCCCGUCCCUGUAAAGGGCGACGAUGCCACCAUCCUGUGCAUGGAAGAUAUCAAGGCCGUCGCAGACGCAAAGCUGCCAGAAGUAGCCCGAGACUUCUUCAAUUCUGGCUCGACCUACCAAACCACCAUUGCCGAAAACAGCUCCGCCUUCUACAAAUACCGGCUCCGCUCACGGGUCCUCGUCGAUGUCUCCAGAUUAUCCACGGCGACCAGGUGCUUCGGGCGUACGAUCAAAUUCCCCCUCUGUGUGUCACCGGCGGGGAUUCAGGCCAUGGCUCACCCGGACGGGGAGGUGGCGACGUCGCGGGCGUGCGCGACCAUGGGCAUCAACAUGGGCAUCUCGAGCUUUUCGAAUUACUCUGUAGAAGAGGUCGUGGGGGCCUCCAAUGGUAAUGUGCACUACGCGAUGCAGAUGUACACGAUGAAGGACCGGGCGUUGCAGGAGCGCAUCAUCAACAAGGCCGAGGCGGCGGGUUGCAGGGCCAUUUUACUGACUGCCGACUCGCCCGUGCUGGGCGUGCGGUACAAUGAAUGGCGCAACGACUUCCGCACCCCGGAAGGCCUGGGGUUCCCCGUCAUAGAGCUGACCAGCGACAUGAUCCGCAAGCAGACCCACGACAGCGGGUUCAUGGCCUUCAACGACGACUCGCACAACUGGGCGCGGGACAUCCAGUGGCUGAGGGAACGCACCAAGAUGGAAAUCUGGAUCAAGGGCAUCGUCACCGCCGAGGACACCGAGUUGGCCAUCACUCACGGAUGCGACGGCAUCAUCGUCAGCAACCACGGCGGACGCCAGCUCGACGGUGUCCCCGCGACGAUUGACGCGUUGGUGGAAUGCGUGGACGCCGCCCGGGGCCGGAUCCCGAUCCACAUGGACGGCGGCAUCAGGAAGGGGACAGACAUCUUCAUCGCGCUCGCGCUCGGGGCCUCGUGCGUCUGGGUCGGCAGACCGGCGAUUUGGGGCCUCGCGUACGGUGGACAGAGAGGCGUCGAGAAGAUGCUCGAGAUGCUGUACGACGAUUUCCGCAGGUGCAUGGCCCUCUGUGGGUGCAACAGCGUCGACGAGGUUAAGAGGAGUUGUCUGAGCAGGAUGGGACUCGACGGCGUCUUGAGACGCAUGGAGUAG